Molecule: messenger RNA, 1001 nt
Organism: Rhopalosiphum padi (bird cherry-oat aphid)
Lineage: Eukaryota; Metazoa; Arthropoda; Insecta; Hemiptera; Aphididae
Product: protein dpy-30 homolog
Exons: 5
Coding region: 219-533 (104 amino acids)
Cellular component (GO): Set1C/COMPASS complex
Source: RefSeq, a predicted model, not a curated record
UGAUGAGUGGCAACGUUGCGUUGUUAUUAUCAAUAAUAAUGUGUACAAUUUACAAUAUAUAUAUAUUAAUAAAGUUUCUAUCAUUUAUGUGUUGUAUUUACUAUUUGGUUAAUAGUGUUAAUAUUAAUAGUUGAUUACUGAGAUAUUUACGAUCCGAAGAUUUGUGAAGCGCACUGAAAUAGUGCCUAUAAUUGUACAGAUUUUCAAUUGUUUUAGACAUGUCAACGUCUGAAACAACUAACGGACAAGUGGCUACUACUCCAGUGGCACCGGCUGUUGAUGCUCCACCAGAGUCGAGUGUUUCAGAAUCUCAGAAGGUAACUUCCUCCGAGAGUAAUGCUAAAAGGCUGAAAAAUCCCAAGCACAACGCACCUAUGCGCCAAUAUUUAGACCAAACAGUAGUACCAGCCUUGUUAGUAGGCAUGAAGGAGUUAGUCAAGGAAAGACCUCCUGAUCCAUUGGGUUUUCUAGCUGCAUUUUUAUUGAAGUAUAAAAAGGAACAUGUUGAUAAAGACUCAAUUUCAGAAACAUAAACAGAUUCAUUUUCUUCUUCAAAAAAAAAUAAAUAACAAUAAUAAUAAUUAAAUAGACAUAAAUAAUAAUCACAUCUUAUGCUCUUCAAUUUAUUUUUUUGCACUUAUAUUCAAAUAUUAUUCAUUUUGUGUGUACAUAAAAAGUUGUUUGUUUACCAAGAAAAAUAUUAAUUUUUUUUUCUAAUAUCGUAGAAGGCUGAUAAAGCAUUACAUUUUUUUAUUAAGGGUUUAUAAAAACUAAAAUAACUGUUAUAACGACGAUAAAGAUGAUUUUUAACCCUAUUAUUACUAUUAUGUUGCCAUGGUAAUUGAAUCAUAACAAACUAAUAUGUGUAAAAGCAUAUUCAAAUCAUGUAGGUAUUCUCAAUUGCAAUGGUGUUGUAAUUAUUGAUUUAUUGUAAUAUUGUAAUAAUGAUUUAAUGAUUCAAUUAUUUGUUUUAUAGAUUAAAAAAUCCAAUUUCAAUAUAA